AUGAGGAACGUCAACAACUUUUUUGUGGCCUUCUUUAUCUCGGCCGUGUUAGUGAGCUCCGUCACGGCGGCUACAAUGGAGUCUCCGGCACCAGCACCAGGCACUUCUUCCGCCACCGUGGCUUUCCCGGUGGUUGGCUCCAUCGUUGCGGCCUCACUCUCCGCCUUCUUGGCUCUUCUCUUGCAGUAA
This is a messenger RNA of Arabis nemorensis, 189 nucleotides long. Lineage: Eukaryota; Viridiplantae; Streptophyta; Magnoliopsida; Brassicales; Brassicaceae. The record is from the annotation of a GenBank genome assembly.